AUGCUGUUGGCCCGAGAUUUUUCAUGCUCUUUUGAUGAAGUGUUCCGUUCUUUAUCAGCAGGUGAUGACCUUCCUGACUCAUCGAAAAAUGCACAUACGGACCAAUGCUUUGAACGAGCCUUGGUCUGGGGUGUUCAUUUAGCACAAAAGACAAAGACCUUAUGCGAGACCAUCGGGGAACAUGACACAUAUCAUGACAAAACGGUCGAGGUACUGGUGAAGGAGGCUAAGCAAUUAUGCACCUUCCAACCGAAGAGUGAAAAAAUCGUCGGCCUACUUGGACGUUCUGGAGAAGGUGGGAUCUUGUCAACAUUGGCAGUUUUCGUAUUCUUACGUGUACCAGGAAAAAGCAGUCUGAUCAACUCGCUCCUAGGAUUCACCGACCUAGCGCCGGCAGGAGACAUAGGUUCGGCAUGUACCUCUGUUGUGACUGAAUUCCGACAAAAAGACAGCCGUCAUACUGCUCAAAUCACUCUUGAGGUUGAGUAUUACACAGCGGCAGAAACUGAAGAGCUUUUAGCAGACAUGGUGGGGAACUUCAGGAAAGUGCAAUUGCUCCCCAAAGCACAGGGUACAGAAGAGCGAGAAGCCCUCCCACGAGAUAAACAGCACUCCGAGAAUCAAUCAGAAGAGGCCUGGUCCGCUCUCGAGGCCGCAUUUGGACACCAUGAAGCAUUUGGGAGAUCUUUCCUCCUUGAUCAAUCUGAAAGGGCACAUGACCGAAUUGUGUCACAAUUGAACCAAUGGACCAAACUUCUUCACUGGCCAGAGGAAGCAAAAGAUGGAAGAUAUUCAGUAAUGGCAGACAGCGAAGAAAAUUGUACCGCGAAAAUACAUCACUUCAUGCAGAAUGAGUUCUGGCCCUUCACGAAGAUUAUGCGGUAA
Molecule: messenger RNA, 885 nt
Organism: Exophiala aquamarina CBS 119918
Lineage: Eukaryota; Fungi; Ascomycota; Eurotiomycetes; Chaetothyriales; Herpotrichiellaceae
Exons: 2
Coding region: 1-885 (294 amino acids)
Source: RefSeq, a predicted model, not a curated record